AUGACGUGUGCCAUCAGACUCACCAGGCGCAUGCGUUGGCUGUCGAGCGCCAACGGCCUUGCGGAGGUGAGCGGCGCCAAGAACACCCUCGCAAAGGACGUCCCCGCAAAGUCUGGCGCGGAGGCCUCCUUUGACGCCGAGACCUGCGUCAUCAAGAACGACCCGGCGCUCAAGCCGGUCACCAAGGGCGACGCCGACUGGACCGUCUUGAACUCGCGCAACAAGACGGAGCGCAAGGGCGAGGUCAAGUCCACGAAGGUCUUCAACAAGUACGAUCUGCUCGACGACGCCGAGACGAACGCGGAGAUCGAAGCGUACGACGAGGAGGAGGACGAGAAGGCCAAGGAGAAGGAGGCGUCCACCGGCUGCGUAAGCGAGCCGUCCGACUCGGCUCCCUCGGGCGACACAAACUACUUCUCUUGGCCCUGCUUCGCCUGCCCGUCUGGCUUCUUCGUGCUCGUCUCGGCAAUCUCGGCUCUCUUCUUCGAGGCGUUCCGCCGGUUCGCAUCGAUGGGCAAGCCCGCCAUCAAGAAGUCAUCGCAGGGCGCCAGCUCUGCAGGACCUUGCCGGACCACGAUCUUUGGUCUGGCGGUAAUCGGAAUGUGCGGCAUUGGCGGCUUUGCGUCCAUGCUGCCAAACACGAUCGCGCUACCGCUCCCGGCAGCGGCGCUGCCAACCGUGACGAUAGCCGACGACGUGAUGCACAGCCAAGACGCCUUUCCGGCGAGCUUUCGGACUGCGUACUACGCUGCCAGUGCGCACACCGGGUGCAUGCUGGAGACAUGGAAGAACGCCACACCAGGCGUCGACAAGAUCAUGGUCUUUACCCACGGCAAGCCUUGUCCUACCUCGGCCCUGUGCCCUCUGUGGGAUGACAUGACGGCGACAUGCUCCGCAAGCGAGAUCCCCCUCGGAACGAAGUACCUGGUGCAGCUCGGCGACCAGGAAGAGCAGCUCACACUAGGCUGCUCUGCACCUGUCUUCACAAAAAAUCGCCUCAUCUCCAGGAAGCGUGGCAUCGUUCUACCCUUGGAGUGGGAGCGGCACCUCGGCGAAGUAGUUAACGAAGCAGUGCGGCUCUCCGCCGCAAUGCCGCCAUGGCGCGAGAAGAAGGCGGCGCUCGUGUGGCGCGGCUCCACCACCGGCAGGCGGAGGCGCUAUGUGCACGCGCUCUCCGAGGCGUUCUUUAACGUUCGCUUCACCCAGGUGGUCCAGGGCAAAGACUCGUGGAUCUCGAAGCCCGAACACAAAGGCGAGCGCAUGACGCAGCGAGAGACGCUCCAGUAUCGUUACGUCCUAUCCCUGGAGGGCAACUCGUAUGCGACCAACCUGGCGUGGCAGCUGGCGAGCUCGAGCCUGGUGGUCAUGCCCGUUCCACGAUGGGAAACAUGGCUCAUGGAAGGGCUACUCAUUCCCUUUGUGCACUACGUGCCGCUGGAGGACCCAAGUAAGUGGGACACGUUGAUGAAGUGGCUGGAGGCGCACCCGCAGCUGUGCCAGACGAUCAUCAAGAACGCGAAUCGAUGGGUGAAACGGGUGCGCGGCGGCAACAUCACUCACGGGCUGACGGACAGCCGCGGCAUUCAGCCUCACGCACGCUGGCUGCUGCAGCAGUACCACCUGUGA
Emiliania huxleyi CCMP1516 is the source of this 1626-nucleotide messenger RNA. RefSeq lists its product as hypothetical. The transcript has 3 exons. Bases 1 to 1626 code for a protein of 541 amino acids. NCBI's taxonomy places the organism in Eukaryota, Haptophyta, Isochrysidales, Noelaerhabdaceae. The record is from RefSeq and is a predicted model, not a curated record.